Molecule: messenger RNA, 948 nt
Organism: Alligator mississippiensis (American alligator)
Lineage: Eukaryota; Metazoa; Chordata; Crocodylia; Alligatoridae
Product: olfactory receptor 6B1-like
Exons: 1
Coding region: 1-948 (315 amino acids)
Biological process (GO): G protein-coupled receptor signaling pathway
Cellular component (GO): membrane
Molecular function (GO): G protein-coupled receptor activity; olfactory receptor activity
Source: RefSeq, a predicted model, not a curated record
AUGGAGAACAGAACUGGCAUCCGUGAGUUUAUCCUCCUGGGAUUCCCAUCGGGAUUGGAACUCCAGGCCUUUCUCUUCCUGGUCUUUCUGGUCACCUAUGUGCUGACAAUCGCUGAGAACAUAGUUAUCAUUUCUGUGGUCAAGCAGAACCGUCACCUCCAUAGACCCAUGUACUACUUCUUAGGCAACCUGUCUUUCUUGGAAAUCUGGUACAUCUCUGUAACCUUGCCCAAGCUUUUGGUCAGUUUUUGGUCUCAGAACAAGAGCCUGUCUUUCUCCAGUUGCAUGGCCCAGCUCUACUUCUUCAUCUCCCUCAUGUGUACUGAGUGCGUCCUCUUGGCUGUCAUGGCCUAUGACCGCUACCUGGCUGUAUGCCACCCGCUCCGCUACCCAGCCAUCAUGACUAACCGCCUGUGCUUUCAACUGUCAGCUUUCUCCUGGGCUGGUGGCUUCUCCAUCUCACUGGUCAAAGUAUACUUCAUCUCACGCCUGAAAUUCUGUGGCCCUGGGAUCAUCAACCACUUCUUCUGUGACAUCUCCCCAGUGCUGAACCUCUCCUGUACUGACAUGUCACUCGCAGAGACAGUGGACUUCGCACUAGCUUUGGUCAUCUUGCUGAUCCCACUCUUUGUCACUGUCUUCUCAUACCUCUGCAUUAUUGCUGCCAUCCUGCGCAUCCCCACUGCUCAGGGGAGGCAGAAAGCCUUCUCCACCUGCACCUCCCAUCUCACUGUGGUCAUCAUUUUCUUCUCAGCCACUAUCUUCAUGUAUGCCCGGCCCAGGAGGAUCCAUCCUUUCAACCUCAACAAGGUGGUAUCCAUUUUUUAUGCAGUAGUCACACCGGCACUGAAUCCUCUGAUCUACUGCCUGAGGAACAAGGAGGUGAAAGAUAUUCUGAGAAAAACCAUAGGCAGGAACUGCUCCCUGCCCCACAGGGUUGGCAUGUAG